CGCAAACCUAAUAAGAUAGAAUCUAGUUGCGACCUGCAUAUUUUCCCACAUCUCGUACAGACAAAGCCGUGAUCCGCCGGAGCUCUAGACCUAUAUCUAGAUCUAUUUACGUUUUCUUUCCGUCUUCUGCUCCUGUCUGAAAUAAUUAUAAGGGCUAUUCUUUGAGUGUCGAAUAUGUGUCCCGCAGCCUUUGUAAUUUUAAGAGGCCUGCUCUGACUUUCAGAAGCCAUCUGACUAUGAUCUGAUGCCAGCUACUUCGAUAAUUCCACUAGACUAGACUAGUCUCAGUCUGUAAAUGUAAAGUGACGUCAUAUCCACACUGAUCAGACUAGAUCUAGAUUUCUAGUUUAAAUAUCUUUAAAUCUAAUAUUUUAGAACUACGAUCUCAGUUUGGUAAAAAUGUCUAUUUUAAGAAAACUAUCAGCCGCACCCAAGGAAAAACAAACAGAUGAAAUAAUAACCCUUUCAAUUAGGCCACUUAAUCAAACAGACAACCAAAGUACUAAUGAUGUAGAUCUAGAUCCUAGCAAUGCCCAUGAAGCUCAAAUUAGAGGCUCUCUAAAAUUUGUAGAUGCAAGCAAUAAAGAGACUAUAAAUAUUUAUAGUCAAGAAAUACCUGUGGACUUGAAGCACAUUGACUUUGUCUUAGUUCAUAAAACAGCUGCUACAACAGACAAAGAUGAAGACAAAACAUCGAAGCAGCUGAUCAAUAUGCGUGAGGCAUUUGAAAAAAAGAUGACGUCUGAAGGUCUUGUCAUAUAUAAACGCAAAGCUAGUGAUCUUGUUUUUACAAUUAUUCAUUGUCCUUUUAAAAGACUCUGUAUAGAAGCAGAGAAAGUGAAACUACAAUUGCCUCUGAAAGAUAUGGGCAUAAAACAAACAGCGAGUGGUCUUAUACAAUCUUAUACAAAUAAAUACUUAGAAACAGAGAAAAAUGUUGUCAAGUUUAUCUGUACUCCAUUUAUCAUGAAACAGUUUCAUUUUUUUGAAAACCAUGAAGAUCCUGAUAAAUUUUUUAUGACUGCCAUUAGAUCAUUACUUGUGCACAAUAUCCUAAUCAAAUGUGAUAUCAGAAGUGAAAUAGAGAAGCUAGAAGAGGACAAAGAAGAAAACAUUCAGUUAGAAAUAUUUGAGCCUGAUCUGGUUAAAGUUCAAAGUCUUCAUAUGAAAGGUUUAAAUUACAUGUUGAUGAAGAAAGCCUAUAUUCAGUGCUUUCCUUUACAUGAAGAGUCCCAGCUUGACACCAUGUAUACUCGUAGUAUUUUAAAGAAACAACUUCCCAUAUUAACUAAAAACUAUACAGAAGAGAAUGACAUUCGACUACAGCUGAAUAAGGAGUGGACCACCAUGUUUGGGUACCAACCCAUUUGGAAAAUACGGUGUUACUUUGGAGAAAAGAUUGCUUUCUACUUUGCAUGGGCUGGCAUGUUCGUCACAACGCUCUGGGUUCCCAUGGUGAUUGGAUGGGUUGUGUUUUCUUAUGGAUUAUAUCAGAGCUUUACAAGUCCAUUGAAGAAAGAAGGCACAGAGGAUGAAGUCGAUGUUAUCAACAGUUUGAAAAGAGCAUUUGAUAACAAAGCCACGCCAAUAUUUGCUUUGUUUAUGUGCUGCUGGGGGACUAUAUUUCUGGAGGUAUGGAAACAACAUUCUUCCAGAUUGGCGUUUGAGUGGUCUGUAGAGUCUUUUGAAUACGAUGAACCUAAACGCCCCCAAUUCUAUGGAACAAAAAUUGUUAAGGAUCCAGUCACAGAAGAAGAAGUUUGGUUCUAUCCUUACUGGUUAAGGGCUAUAAAAUUUUUUGCAUCUGGGACAGUACUAUUUUUUAUGGUUAUAACAGUGAUAGCCAGUGUCUCAGGGAUCAUUGUGUACAGAGUCAUUGUCAGCGUUGAUUUCUGUCCUAAAAUGAAUGGCAAAGAAUGUUUUCUUUUGACGUCUGUGACUUCAAGUGUUUUGAAUGCUUUGUCUAUUACUAUUCUGGUUCAUAUUUAUGAUAAACUGGCUUUAUAUUUGACAGAAUGGGAAAAUCACAGAACUCAGACUGACUAUGACAAUGCUCUUAUUGUCAAACUUUUUGCAUUUCGUUUCGUCAAUAGUUAUAGUUCUUGUUUUUACAUUGCUUUUCUUAGAGAGUAUGUAGGUAUAUUAGAUAAAGACUAUGUGGACACUUGUCAUGGUUCUUGUAUGAGUCAGCUGACUGUUCAAAUCAUGGUGCUUAUAAUAACUAGCAUGGUGCCCAAAUUUUUAAUAGAUAUUGGCUACACAAUUGUGAGGAGUGUUUUCCUUUCCUUUGGAAUGUGCGAUCGAUUCACCAAGGCCGCUCAAGUACUGACAGACAAUGAGGAAAAAGAUCAAGUGCUCCUGUAUAUAGAAAAAGAAUUUUUGAAACGGGACGCAGGGGACAUAACUCUGUCUGAGUUUACUGAGAAAGUCAUACUAUAUGGAUACUUAAUGAUAUUUGCUGCCUCCUUCCCAUUGGCACCUAUGUUUGUAAUUGGCCUCUGUUUCUUUGAUAUGCGUUUAGAUGCAUCUCGAUUGCUGAGAUUUUAUAAAAGACCCGUUGCUCACAUUUCUCAAAAUAUAGGUAUAUGGUAUGCCAUACUGAAUUUUCUAAACAUUGUUGGUGUCACAAGUAACGCUUUUCUCAUUGCUUUUACCUCCAGCUGGGGACAACAGUUCAAUACUAUGGAGAAACUGAUAGUAGUCAUAAUCUUUGAGCAUCUUGUUUUUGCACUCAAGUUCUUCCUGGCUGUACUGAUUCCUGACGAGUCAUUUAGUGUGAAUCUUGCCAAAAAAAGGAAAAAGUAUGUGGUUCAGCAAAGAUUUUUAAUGGAAGAGGACCUAAGUAAAAAGCAAGAAAGGAUAGAUACUGAUCCUGUAGAUGACUUAAACAAAGAUACAGAGAAUGUUUUUAAACAGAGAUCAGGUGUUGAAAUGACGUAGAGACACAGUGACCAAAAUAGAUGCCAUUUCAAAGGAUAUGAAACGCUAAAUUGAUUCAUGAAACAUUGUAAAGAGCUCUGUGAUAUUUUAAUUAAAAGAUGUUAAAUAUGUUCUC
This is a messenger RNA of Biomphalaria glabrata, 3055 nucleotides long. RefSeq names its product anoctamin-6-like. Bases 400 to 2940 code for a protein of 846 amino acids. Gene Ontology annotation, biological process: chloride transmembrane transport. Gene Ontology annotation, molecular function: chloride channel activity; protein dimerization activity. The transcript has 22 exons. Lineage: Eukaryota; Metazoa; Mollusca; Gastropoda; Planorbidae. The record is from RefSeq and is a predicted model, not a curated record. Gene Ontology annotation, cellular component: plasma membrane.